Messenger RNA from Drosophila pseudoobscura, 3548 nucleotides. It is a transcript of the gene Glg1, whose product is annotated as golgi glycoprotein 1. Gene Ontology annotation, molecular function: fibroblast growth factor binding. The transcript is spliced from 6 exons. Lineage: Eukaryota; Metazoa; Arthropoda; Insecta; Diptera; Drosophilidae. The record is from RefSeq and is a predicted model, not a curated record. Gene Ontology annotation, cellular component: Golgi membrane. The coding region runs from base 1 to 3351 and encodes 1116 amino acids.
AUGAAACACUUGCUAGUGGUGCUGUUGGCGGCGGCAGUAGCAGCAGCCGGCGAUUCGUCCCGCCAUCGCCGCGUCGCCAUUGACGUGGACAAUAAGAAUGCGGGGGCCAAGGAAAUGCACAGCAUCAUCGAUUUGCCAGAUUGCCAGGAUUUGAAGAAAUUCUGCACCCACCAGAAGUCCACCGACAAUCUGUCCAUGCUGGAGUGUGCCCUCACGUUCAGUUCCAGCCAACUGGAGGCUCUUCCCGAAACCUGCCAGCAUGCACUUUGGAUGCAGCAGCGGCAGCUGCAGCUUCCCACAUGGAUAGAAAACACACUACUGCCCACAUACUGUCCAGAGGAGCGGGCAAAGCUCGAGACCUGCCUGAACUCUGUGUACAUGUGGAACUGCCUGGAGGAGCAGCGCCUGCAGCUCUCGCAGAGCAACACGUGCCAGCAGCAUCUCCGGAGUGCCUACAAUGCCCUGGGCCACGACUACACCAACGUGGAUGAGUUCUACGUGGCCUGCAGCAGCCUCGUGGAACACCACAAAUGCGGCCGCCUGAAUGUCGAGCACCUGCCGUCGCUUCUGUCCCAGCUUGGAACGGUGCAGUGCCUCCGGUCGACUGCUCAGAAGUCCACCAUUGAGCCCACUUGCAUGUCCGCCAUGAAUGCCAUCGAACUGCAGCGCGGAAUGCUCGAAUUGUUCAGGAUCUGCUCGGAGGACCUCGCUUCGCUCUGUUCACAGGAGCAAUCCGGAACGCCCGGAGCGUACAAGUGCCUGGUGCGGCACCAGAGCCAUCCAUCGAUGACGGCUAACUGCGCGUCUCAGAUCUCAAAGCGGGAUCAGCAGAUGGGCCGCGACUACCGCGUCUCGCACGGCCUGGCCAAGGCCUGCAAGGAUGACAUCAAGCUGUAUCACUGCCGCCGCGGUGUAUCCGAAGAUAAGCAUGUGCGCCUGGCCCAGAUUCUGCUUUGUCUGGAGACCGUAUCGAAGAACGGCACCAAGCUCGCGCCUUCCUGCCUCGUGGAGCUGACCGACCACCGCCGCAUGCUGAUGACAGACUACCAGUUGUCGCCGGAGCUGCUGAGUGACUGUGCCGACGACAUACCCAAGUUCUGCCCGGAAGAGCACAAGGCCCAGCUGGUGAAUGGCCUGUCCGGCACUGGCGGAGAGAUUAUCCACUGCCUGCUGGAGCAUGUGAAGGCCAGGCGGCCGCAGAGGCGCGUCACGGCCCAAUGUCAGCGCGCAUUGGAGACUUUGAUCAAGGUCAGCGAUGCCGGCGAGGAUUGGCGUGUGGACCCCGUGCUGAGGCGUGCCUGCAAGCCGGUGGUGGACGUGGCCUGCAAGGACGUGGAGGGUGGAGAAGCCCGGGUCAUGACAUGCCUCGUCGAACGCAUCGGCACUCCCUCGAUGCUGCCGGAGUGCGAGCAGGCCCUUCUCAUCAUCGAAUACUUUGUGGCGCGCGACUUUAAGCUGGAUCCGCAGCUGUACAAGCACUGCCGCGACGAUGCCGUCAAGUAUUGCCGGGCCAAGCGGCAGUGGGACGAUAUACAGAAUGUGCAAAUGGAUCCGGAGCGCGGCCCUAUGAUACUGCCCUGUCUGCAUCGCAUGGCCUUCAGCGAGGACGAGCAGCAGACGCUGCGGAAGGACUGCUUCAAGGAGGUCAAGCGGGUGAUGCGCCAGCGAGCCAUGUCCAUGGACCUCAUACCCGAGGUGGAGGACUAUUGCCUGAACGAUCUUUCGCUCUUCUGUGCGGAGUGCGUGGAGAAGGGCAGCGAAAUGGAGUGCCUGCAGAAGAACAUGGACCAGCUGCAGCCGGAGUGCAAAACGGUUGUGGUCAAAUACACAGAGGAGGAAGCAGCUCAUGUCGAACUGAAUCCCGUCAUAAUGAACGUCUGCGGCGAGGCCAUGCAGCAGCACUGCUCGGCCAUUCUCAAGAGUGGCAAGGAUAAUGGCGACAUGAUGGACUGCCUUAUAGCGCACAAAAACGACGCCGAUCUGCGCAAAGAUCUGCGCUGCCGCGCCGCCAUCGAACACUUUCAGAUAAUCUCGCUGAAGAACUUUCAUUUCACGACCAAAUUCAAGGAGGCCUGCCGUCCAUUUGUUCAGCGCUUCUGCUCCUCCAGCAUCACCAAGAACGAUGUGGUCGGCUGCCUCAGUGAGGUGAUGCGCAACGAUACAAUCAAGGCGCAGCGCCACCAGAUACCCAAGGAGUGCCGCCAUCAGGUGAAGUCGCAGCUGUAUCAGCAGAGGGAGAGCAUCCAGCUGGAUCCGAAGCUAGCGAAUGCCUGCAAACGGGAACUGGAAGAGUUCUGUGGGGACCAAAAGGGUCCCGGUCAGGUGAAUAAAAAUGCCUUGGAGUGCCUUAUCAAGAAGACCCCCAGCUUGGGCAAGACCUGCCAUCACGCCAUAUUCAUGAUCAAGAAAUCAGAGCUGGGCGACAGCGGCACCGACUACACGCUCCUCAACACGUGCAAGGAAAUGAUCUACAAGUUCUGCCCGAGCACGGACUCCGCGAAGCUCCUGGACUGCCUCAAGACCUACAAGGAUGACACGCAGUUCGACCAGCGCUGCCAUCUGGUUGUGGUCAAUCGCAUGAUCGAACAGAACACGGAUUUCCGCUUUAAUCCCUCGCUGCAGAGUGCCUGUGGCAAGAACAUUGAUAGCUACUGCUCGCAUAUUGUGGCCAGUGCAUUGCUCAACGAGGAGCUCAAUGGAAAGGUCAUCCAUUGCCUGAAAGAUAAGUUCCGUCAAUCGGCGCUGGAUGAGCCUUGCGCCCAGGAGAUGAUCAAGAUUCUGCAGGAGCAGGCGCUCAAUUACAAGCUUAAUCCAUUGCUCCAGGUGUUUUGCAAAUCGGAGAUCCAGGAGCUGUGCAAAGCCAACAUGGAUGCUGAUGAGCAUGGCCAGGUGGCCGAGUGCCUGAAGACGGCCUUCCUGCAGAAGCAGAUCAUCAACAGGCAGUGCCAGAUGGAGGUGGCCACGCUUAUAGCCGAGGCCAAGGCCGAUAUUCAUGUGGAUCCCAUACUGGAGACUGCGUGCACAGUGGAUCUGCUGAGAUAUUGCUCCAAGGUCUCCAGCGGCAACGGACGCAAGCUAAAUUGCCUGCGCACGCUGCUGAAGGAUACGCCCAACUCCUUGGACACAGACUGCCGCGAGAAGCUGCAGCGACGCAUCGAAAUGUUCCACAAUGCGGACGAUACGCUGGCGCUGCCGCCGGAGGACAUGCAACAGCUAGUGCAGCAAGUGGUCGCGUCGCCGGCCCGCAAAUUCUUCCUUGUGAUAUUGAUGAGCGUCACGGGCCUGAUCUUUCUGACGGGCAUCUUCCUGGGACGAGCAACCAAACGUGCAAUGGGCUUAAAGAAUAAAUAGACUGUAGUUUGUGGGCAUAGACCAUGAUAGUUGUAAGCGUGUGCGUGCCUGCCUGUGAGCUUAGCCCCGCUUGUUGUUCUCCAUUUUGGGUUCCAUUCCCUCAUCCAUUUAUCCAUCCGCCCCCCUACCACUGCAUGCAGCCUGAAUAUUUGUGUAAGUGAUUUGUGGCCUAAUCGUUUCUAAGACCAAAAAAAAAA